Betta splendens (Siamese fighting fish) is the source of this 1990-nucleotide messenger RNA. RefSeq names its product golgin subfamily A member 6-like protein 25. The record is from RefSeq and is a predicted model, not a curated record. The coding region runs from base 16 to 1266 and encodes 416 amino acids. The transcript has 7 exons. Lineage: Eukaryota; Metazoa; Chordata; Actinopteri; Anabantiformes; Osphronemidae.
AUUAUUAUUUCGCUCAUGCACGUCAGCGUGUGCGUCAGUCAAUGCCAUGGUAACGAAUGCUUGGCCCGGCCGAGUCUAUAUAAGGCGCGCAGGCGUUGGGAAUUCCCCUUUUGCAUUUGGACACGACUUUUAGAGAAGCAAACAACGACAGAUCAACAAACGAGCAAGAAGAUGGCUCAAAAAAAGAAUCGUGUCAAUAGCCAGAGAGAAGAAGAGGUCAUUAAAGGAAUAAUGGAAGAGGAGCGAGUAAAUUGGGCCUCCUCAUACAUUCAAGAGCGUCGCGAGCAGUUGCAGAACAUGCUAAGAAGCCUGGACAAAAAUGCUGCAUGGAUGACAGAAAAUGAAAAGAUCGAGAGAGUGUACUUGAAAGAUCAAAUUGAAUCUCGCAUACAAAUGGAUGCUGUGCAGUAUGAGAAAGAAAUGGAGAAAGAAAGACAGAAACAGCAGCAAGAGAAACGGAAAAAGGAGAUUCAUAAGAAAUAUGAAAGAUACAUCAGUGCCAACAAUGAGCUUCCAGACCUUAUAGAAAAGAGAAGGUUGAAAUUAGAGAAGAUGAAGGAAGUAAUGACACUGAAGCAAGAAGUGGCAAAACAGCAAAGAUGGGAGAAAGAAAUGGAACUGCGAGAGACCUUUGACAAGUGGAUGAAGAAAGAGCAGAUGAAAGAGCUAAAGAGAAGGGAGAAGUGGCAGAAGAAGGAAGAUGAAAUCGAGGAGAAGGAAGAGAAAGAGAGACAGCAAAUGACCAUGAAGAAUGCAAAAAAGCAACGGAAGAUGGAAAUGAGAAGAGAGAAAGCUGUGAAGAAAAUGGUUGAAAAGGAGAUCAAAAAGGAGGAUGAAAGACUGAAACUGGAAGAGGAGAGGAGGAAAAAAGAAGAAAGAGAAGAGCAGAAAAAGGAGAAGAAGGAGAAAAAGCAGGAAAUGAAGAAAAGCAUAAAAGAGGCAGAGAAACUAAGACAACUGUGUGAGAAAGAGCGAAAAAAGUACCUGGAAAAGGAAAGAAGAGAAAACAAAACCAAAGAAGAACAGAGAAAAGGAAAACAUCCAGAAGACUUUCAGGAUGAAGAGGAGAGGAAGCUGGAGAGGCUGACGCACAACACUAGGAGAUUUGUUGCCUGGGACAUCACUUGUAAAAAUGCCACCACCCAACAACAGAGCGCCAGUUUGAAAGGCGCUCCCUUCCCAAGGAUGGACCGUUGUAUAGGCCCCGUGUCCCUGGAGGUCAUCCUGGUGGAAGACGUGGAGGACGUCCUCAUCCUGUGCAUAUAGUCAUCAGUCUCCAGCUGAAGCUCAGGCACGUGCCGCGCGAGCUCCAGCUCCAGCUCCAGCUCCAGCUCCAGCUCCAGCUCCAGCUCCAGCUCCAGCUCCAGCUCCAGCUCCAGCUCCAGCUCCAGCUCCAGCUCCAGCUCAGCCACGUGUCGCGCACUUGUGCUUCUGAAGUUAAUGUUCACACAGAUGCAGCUGUGGAGGCCGGAGAACUUCAUUCAGCACCUUUAUAACAGAGAUGAGAUGCUGACUCCAUAUCAGAUAGAGGGACCAUAGGACCACCUGGAGAACUGUUGUCACUUGUGUUCCCGGAGGCUCAAUAACACCCUGCACCUCUUCCUCCAGCCUCAACUCCAGAUGAAGAGGGGCCUCUGAAUCCCAACCACAUAGUGCAAGUGACUGAAUCACUGCUUCCUCUGUGCUGUUGGGUUUGGAAGCUCUUCACACAAACAUCGGUAACUCACUGCUGGUCUCCCUCUGCCAGCAGAAGACCGUCAAGGCCAGCCAUGUCUUUACCCUCAGAGUCGGAACCGAGUCCAUCCAGCAUCCCGUCUUUGGGGAUUCUGGAGCAGACGCCAGCCUUAUUGAUGCGGAGCUAGCCGAGGGGCUAGGGGUAGCCACUUCACCCAUUUCAACCUUACCUUGACAUAACUCUAGUGAAUUGGCUCUAUAAUGAAAUUGAAUUGAAUCUGAUACAAAUUUCAAUAAAUUCAUUUGAUGUUAAACA